Eubalaena glacialis (North Atlantic right whale) is the source of this 3287-nucleotide messenger RNA. RefSeq names its product enhancer of polycomb homolog 2 (gene EPC2). Bases 136 to 2559 code for a protein of 807 amino acids. Gene Ontology annotation, biological process: regulation of transcription by RNA polymerase II. The transcript has 14 exons. NCBI's taxonomy places the organism in Eukaryota, Metazoa, Chordata, Mammalia, Artiodactyla, Balaenidae. The record is from RefSeq and is a predicted model, not a curated record. Gene Ontology annotation, cellular component: piccolo histone acetyltransferase complex.
GUGAGGAGGAGGAGGAGGAGCGGGCCGGCCGCGCUGCACUGAGGAAGGAGGUGGAGGAGGCGGCGGGAGUCCUCCCCCCCCUCCCCUCCCGCCCCGCCGCCGCCGCCCGGGCUGUUCCUGUAAGGCGGGGAGACAAUGAGUAAACUCUCCUUCCGAGCGCGGGCGCUGGACGCCGCCAAACCGCUGCCUAUCUACCGCGGCAAGGACAUGCCUGAUCUCAACGACUGCGUCUCCAUCAACCGGGCCGUGCCCCAGAUGCCCACCGGGAUGGAGAAGGAGGAGGAAUCGGAACAUCAUUUACAGCGAGCUAUUUCAGCACAGCAAGUGUUCAGAGAAAAAAAAGAGAGCAUGGUCAUUCCAGUUCCUGAGGCAGAGAGCAAUGUCAACUAUUACAAUCGCUUGUACAAAGGAGAGUUUAAACAGCCAAAGCAGUUCAUUCAUAUUCAGCCCUUUAAUCUAGACAACGAACAACCAGAUUAUGAUAUGGAUUCAGAAGAUGAGACCUUAUUAAAUAGACUUAACAGAAAGAUGGAAAUUAAGCCUUUGCAAUUUGAAAUUAUGAUUGACAGACUUGAAAAAGCCAGUUCUAAUCAGCUUGUAACACUUCAAGAAGCAAAACUGCUGCUAAACGAAGAUGAUUACCUUAUUAAAGCUGUAUAUGACUACUGGGUGAGAAAACGUAAAAACUGCAGGGGACCAUCCCUCAUUCCUCAGAUAAAACAAGAGAAAAGAGAUGGCUCUACCAACAAUGACCCUUAUGUUGCCUUUCGGAGGAGAACAGAGAAAAUGCAAACUCGAAAGAAUCGUAAGAAUGAUGAAGCCUCUUAUGAAAAGAUGUUGAAACUGAGACGAGAGUUUAGUAGAGCCAUAACAAUUUUGGAAAUGAUUAAGAGAAGAGAGAAAACAAAACGAGAAUUAUUGCACUUAACCUUAGAAGUUGUGGAAAAAAGAUAUCAUUUGGGAGACUAUGGUGGUGAAAUCCUUAAUGAAGUGAAGAUCAAUAGAUCAGAAAAAGAGUUAUAUGCCACUCCAGCAACUCUUCAUAAUGGAAAUCAUCACAAAGUCCAAGAAUGUAAAACUAAGCACCCGCAUCAUUUGUCUUUGAAAGAAGAGGCUUCUGAUGUGGUUCGUCAAAAGAAGAAGUACCCAAAGAAGCCUAAAGCAGAGGCUUUGAUAACAUCUCAGCAACCCACUCCUGAGACAUUGCCUGUGAUCAAUAAGAGUGACAUUAAGCAAUAUGACUUUCACAGCUCAGAUGAAGAUGAAUUUCCACAGGUACCGUCCCCAAUAUCAGAACCCGAAGAAGAAAAUGAUCCUGAUGGUCCCUGUGCUUUCAGGAGGCGGGCAGGAUGCCAGUAUUACGCUCCCCGUUUGGACCAAACUAACCAUUCAUUUGAAAAUUCAGAACUGGUAGAUUUGGAUAAGCUGAGAUACAGGCACUGCCUUACCAUGCUCACAGUCCCGAGAAGAUGCAUAGGAUUUGCAAGGAGGCGGAUUGGCAGAGGUGGAAGGGUCAUAAUGGACCGGAUAUCCACAGAACAUGACCCAGUCCUGAAACAGAUAGACCCCGAAAUGCUGAAUGGUUUUUCAAGCGCUUCCCAAACUAUAGACUUUUCUUCUAAUUUCUCUCGGACCAAUGCUUCCAAUAAACAUUGUGAGAAUAGACUGUCCCUUUCUGAAAUAUUAAGCAAUAUCAGAUCAUGUCGACUACAGUGUUUCCAGCCAAGGCUACUAAAUUUACAGGACAGUGAUAGUGAAGAAUGUACCUCAAGAAAACCAGGGCAGACUGUGAACAAUAAAAGAGUUUCUGCAGCAUCUGUAGCUUUAUUGAACACCAGCAAGAAUGGCAUAUCAGUGACAGGGGGUAUCACAGAAGAGCAAUUUCAGACUCAUCAACAGCAGUUAGUUCAAAUGCAAAGGCAGCAACUUGCCCAGCUUCAGCAGAAACAGCAAUCUCAGCAUUCCUCGCAACAGACACAUCCAAAAGCACAGGGCUCAAGCACCUCUGACUGUAUGUCUAAAACACUCGACUCAGCCAGCGCCCAUUUUGCUGCAUCUGCGGUGGUCAGUGCACCUGUUCCAAGUCGCAGUGAGGUAACCAAGGAACAGAACACUGGCCACAACAACAUAAACGGUGUAGUCCAGCCUUCAGGAACCUCUAAAACAUUAUACUCCACCAACAUGGCUUUAUCAUCCAGCCCAGGGAUUUCAGCUGUACAACUUGUAAGGACAGUUGGCCACACCACUACAAACCACUUAAUCCCAGCAUUGUGCACAAGCAGUCCUCAAACACUUCCCAUGAACAAUUCCUGCCUGACAAAUGCAGUGCACCUCAAUAACGUCAGUGUUGUUUCUCCAGUCAAUGUGCAUAUCAAUACACGGACUUCAGCACCAUCGCCAACAGCCUUAAAACUUGCCACAGUUGCUGCCAGUAUGGACAGAGUGCCAAAGGUUACUCCUAGCAGUGCCAUCAGCAGCAUAGCAAGAGAGAACCAUGAACCAGAAAGAUUGGGUUUAAAUGGAAUAGCAGAGACAACAGUAGCUAUGGAAGUGACAUAACCUAAAACAUGUGGCUUUGACCUGUGCUGAUGGUGUGCAGUCAUUCAUAUUCCAGCUGAAUGCAAAAGGCGACACUCUGUGGAUCACAGAGCGUAACAAUGGACCUAAAUGGACAAGAGUAUAUCGGAUGUUAAAUCGAUAUAUGAUGUAUAUUUUGUAAAAUUGGGAAAAUCACUACCUUGUAAUAUAGUUUAUUUGUAUCAUCAAUAUUAUUUCUGUUACUUGAAUACUAGAUAUUCAUCAUCAUGCUUUUGCACUUGAAUUUGCAACUGAAUGGAUUUUAAAAAAUAAUUCUUUAAUGGGAUCAUGAGCAUGAAAUGGGAUCCUGCAUCACUUGUUUUAACUAUUUAUUUUGCCAUGUUUACAUUUUGUAUCUUGUAAAAAUAAAUCCAACUUUGUGUCUAAAAAGUUAAAGAUUCAUAGCUAGGAAAUGAAAUUCUUGUAAUUUUUUUCUAAAGGAACUGUAAAGUUUUCACUUGGUUCAUUUUGUUUCACAAUUUGACUAGAUGGACUUUUUGGUAAAUACUUUAGUGGCAUUUCACUGUCAAAUAUGAAGUUCAAGGCAAAAUAGUAUUUUCUAUUACUGUGCAGGGGAAAGGGAUGGAUCGAUACAUGCAAAUUUAAUGUAGUAACUCACUUUUCCAUAUAUUUUGAAUGUAUAUUUCUAUUUAUAAUACCAGUUUAUAAAAAAUGAUUACACAGAAAAAAGGACUAGGAAAAAUUAUGCA